This is a messenger RNA of Echinops telfairi (small Madagascar hedgehog), 423 nucleotides long. Its product is annotated as glyceraldehyde-3-phosphate dehydrogenase-like. The record is from RefSeq and is a predicted model, not a curated record. The transcript has 2 exons. NCBI's taxonomy places the organism in Eukaryota, Metazoa, Chordata, Mammalia, Afrosoricida, Tenrecidae. The coding region runs from base 1 to 423 and encodes 140 amino acids. Gene Ontology annotation, molecular function: oxidoreductase activity, acting on the aldehyde or oxo group of donors, NAD or NADP as acceptor.
AUGGAGGGACUCAUGACCACAGUCUGCACCAUCACUGCCACCCAGAAGCAUGUGUAUGGCCCCUCUGGGAAACUCUGGUGCAACAGCCAUGGGGCUGCCCAGAACAUCAACCUCACACCCACUGGUACUACCAAGGCUGUGGACAAGGUUAUCCCAGAGCUGAAUGUGAAAUUCAGUAGCAUGGCUUUCCAUGUCCCCACUCCCAGUGUGUUGGUCGUGGAUCUCACUUACUAUCUGGAGAAAACUGCCAAAUACAAUAACAUCAAGAAACAGGUGUUGGAUGGUCCUCUACAGGGCAUCUUGUCAUAUGCUGAGGACCAGGUUGUCUCCUGUGCCUUCAACAGUGACACCCACUCAUCCUCCUGUUAUUCCUACAUCAACGCAGUUGGCAUGCUAAAAAAAUACUCAUUACGAAUUCGCUAA